GACUAGUUUUCAAGUGAAGACAAGGUCAUAGGCCUGCAUCUCUCUCUCUCUCUCUCUCUCUCUCUCUCUCUCUGGAUAGGGAAGAACAAAAUAACAGUACAAAAGAAGGGUAUAAGGACAAAAUCUUCCUCUGAACUGUGGGAUCGGCACACAUAUAGAAGUUGAAACUACUACACUGUCAUAUCUGCAUCUGAGCAAGAGCAACUCAGAGCAGAAACGGUCAAGAGUGCCGGCCCUGUUCUCUCCAACUCCUCUCCAAGGCUUCCAAGUUAUUUUGGUGUCUCCUGGGAUCUUGCUUGUUGUAGAUCUCUCAAUCCUGAACUAGGUUGCUAGCUAAUCUACAAGAAACAGAAGGAUUUGAGGCUGCAGGCACGGAUAUAUCACAUAAGAGCUCCUCACAGCAUGGGAGAGACUAGUAGUUCUAGUCAUUCAAGGCAGGAUCCUUAUGCUCUUGGCUAUGGCUUCCAUGGUGCCAUCGCCAACUCUACUCCAAAUUUCUUUGACCAAGAAGGAGCUACCUAUUUUGGAGAGCUGGAAGAGGCUUUCAUGCAUCAGGUUGCCUCUCUAAGAAGAACUCAAGCUGCAACCACCUCCACAGCUCAUCAUGGAGAUGCCACGCCAAGUUGAACCCCAUGGGUCAUGGCCAUGGUAGUACACCGGUACCACACUACCAACUCUCUGGCUCUCUACAGACUACAGUCUACACUCUACAGGCACACAAGUUCAAAGAGAAUAACCUCCACUCACUUUCACUGCCACAGUGGCCCCCCACUUCCCCAGCUUCCCUUGUGAUCCCAAUGCUUUCUAUCAGUUUCAGUUUCAUCUCGGCUAGAGUACUUCAGAUACAUGUCUUGAUCUCCUUCCUCCCCUAUGAUAUCUUCUUGCAGCCUUUUCCACUGCAACAGCUGCAACGGCUACAGCUAGGCCACCUCCUACACUGGACAUCUUCCCAGCUUGGCCUAUGAGGUCUCUUCACACGCCCAAGAAGGGCUCAAAUUUGACGGCAGACAGCACAGAGGACUCGGAGAGCAGCAGCAAGAACAACAGCAACCACUCCUCCGACCAGCACGGAGCAACAGAAAACAUGGUAAGCCAGUUCGAUCAAGGUUCACAGCAGCAGGAGAUUCAGCACAAGAACAUGGCUACAAGUUACACUACAAAGUCUGGCAAGACUCUUGAUCCAAAGACAAUCAGAAGGCUGGCUCAGAAUCGCGAAGCUGCACGCAAAAGCCGGCUGCGAAAAAAGGCUUAUAUUCAGCAGCUUGAAAGUAGCAAGCUGAAGCUUGCUCAGAUGGAACAGGACAUGCAGCGACCCCGUUCCCAGGGCCUCUUUCUUGGUGGAACUCCAGGUGCAAAUACCAGCUCAGGCGCCGCAAUGUUCGACGUGGAGUAUGCCCGGUGGCUGGACGACCAUGGCCGGCGCAUGGCCGAGCUGCACGGAGCUCUGCAGGCUCACUUGCCGGAUAGUGACCUUAGAGCCAUCGUGGACGACGCCCUGACCCACCACGACGAGCUGUUCCAGCUUAAGGCCAUGGCAGCCAAGUCCGAUGUGUUCCACCUCAUCACCGGGGUGUGGACGACCCCUGCCGAGCGAUGCUUCCUCUGGAUGGGUGGAUUCAGGCCCUCCGAUCUGCUCAAGACACUGCUGCCCCAGCUAGAUCCCCUGACAGAACAGCAACUGGUAGGUAUCUGCAACCUUCAGCAGUCAUCACAGCAGGCAGAGGAAGCUCUCUCCCAGGGCCUGGAGCAGCUGCAUCAGUCACUAGCUGAUACCAUGGCCGGUGGAUCUCUGAUCGACGACGCCAACAUGAGCUUCAUGGGUCAAAUGGCCCUUGCCCUUGGCAAGCUGUCCAACCUUGAAGGUUUCGUGAUACAGGCUGAUAACUUGAGGCAACAGACUCUUCAUCAGAUGCACAGAAUUCUCACAGUUCGACAGGCUGCUCGAUGUUUCUUGGCCAUUGGAGAGUACCACAACCGCCUUCGUGCCUUAAGCUCCCUCUGGGCUUCUCGGCCUCGAGAGAUGCUAGUGACAGAUGAAGGCAAUUGUGGAGAGAUAAGCAUUGCGGCACAACCAUCCCAAAGUCAAUUUUCAGCCUUCUGAAUCACAAAUGUUGUGGAACUAACCUUCAACUUAGGAGCAAGAGAAAAACGACUUGGAAGAGAAGUUUUGGAUGCAAGCAAUAUCCGAGGGCCACAAAAGAGAGCUGGGAAUGAAGGAAGCUUCCGAGAAAAAGAAGUAUUUCUGGAAUAUUUUUUGGGGAAACAGAAACAGUGUUUCAUAGAAAUGUGUGGAACUUGUAAAAACAAUUUCCAGGAGGUGAAAUUGUGGAGUGAGAAGGGCAGGCAAAAAAGAACAGCUAGAAUCUGUUAUCCGGUAUUGUGCAUUCUUUGGGUUCUGUCCAGUCUAAAUUCUCAAACAAGCUCUUCCUAGUUAAUGAAAAAAAUUAUUCAGCAAUUC
Messenger RNA from Panicum virgatum (switchgrass), 2458 nucleotides. Its product is annotated as transcription factor TGAL4-like. Gene Ontology annotation, molecular function: DNA-binding transcription factor activity; sequence-specific DNA binding. The coding region runs from base 962 to 2101 and encodes 379 amino acids. The record is from RefSeq and is a predicted model, not a curated record. The transcript has 13 exons. Gene Ontology annotation, biological process: DNA-templated transcription; regulation of DNA-templated transcription. Lineage: Eukaryota; Viridiplantae; Streptophyta; Magnoliopsida; Poales; Poaceae.